Molecule: messenger RNA, 8444 nt
Organism: Phytophthora nicotianae INRA-310
Lineage: Eukaryota; Oomycota; Peronosporomycetes; Peronosporales; Peronosporaceae
Exons: 2
Coding region: 51-1100 (349 amino acids)
Source: RefSeq, a predicted model, not a curated record
GCCAAUUGAAGAGGCUACUUCAACUUCAGGAUAAAGAGACACACACACACAUGCUGGACACGAAGGUGCACAUGCUUCUGCUGUUGCAGCAGGCCAAGAUCAAGAAUGAACGUCCUGAAGACGCAUCGUUCUUGCCACUAUCACUGUCGAUGGCGUGUCUGUUGCGACAGCUACCCGCGGGUCUGGCGCCUCCUGCGGGUGGGCUCUCUUUCCACCAAUUGGAUCGACUUCCACAAGAGGUUUUGGAGCGCAAACUGGCUGCGAUGCUGCUAGAUGAUCCACUGCGCGCCUUUACCUUCGUAUGUGCACUUGUUAAGUAUACAAAAGUGACGCGGGAGCUGCUGAGUAUCUGCCACGACCACAUGAGCAACCGAAUGUCGACGGUGGAGGCCACGCAGAGCGUCAUCCAAGCUGUCGUUGAAGCACUUCCUCCAUUAGAUGCAGACGUUGAAGAGGAAGAGGAAAAAGAUGAAAACCAAGAGAUAAAACCAGUAGAGAAACCGGUGCAAGACGCUGUUAAAGUUGAUACGAAGACUGCGCCCUCGCAGACAAGUGAGAAGCUAACUGCUAAUACCGUCGCCACCGACCCGGCUGGAAUAAUGCGACGAGCGGUGGGGCGGGAUGUGGGCGAUGGUAGUGCUGUAUUGGGUAUCAUGAAGAAGUUCCCGACCGACGUUCGGAUUCAGUCGCAUGGCGUGCGAGCUUUGAAAGGAUUGAUUCGCAGUGUAACAGACUCAGAGGCGGAAAAGGCGUCGGCCGAGUUGCCUACAAUUUUGACCCAUGAGGAUGCAGAUGAUCACGCAGCAGGUCAUGACCUUGAGGAUCACAAAAUUGAGAAGAGCUCGCGAGAUAUGGUGCAUAUGGUAAUUGACCAAAUGAAGCAGUUUUCUGACUCGCUCGCGCUUCAAAGGGACGGUCUGCUGUGUCUGGCUGAAUACGCUAAUCAAGCUGACGACCACGUCGCAGUCAUCACGUCUAGCGGCGGUAUUGAUUCGCUCAUUGACGCGAUGGUGGCGCUUCCUGACGACGUUCCUGCGAAUAUGGCGGGGCUUUCUGUACUUGCUCACCCGAAGAUCGCAGGUGCGUCGAUUAUAAUCUGAAAAUCUUGUGCUGCAUUCCUCAGAGACUAACUCUUCAUUCUUUGUCCUGGUCAGACGAAUCUGUGGUGCGCGUUAACCCAGAAAGUCGCCGCCUCGUGCUCUCAGCGAUGGAGAGGUUCCCUCUUAACGAGCAAGUGCAAGGCUUGAGCUGUCUCGCGCUCGCAAAUCUCAGCUUGCGCCAAGGUACUAAUGGGCAGCGAGUGCUUCUACUUUAAGGGACUAACACUAUUCAAUGUACGUCAGACGCUAGUAUGCUGGAGAUCGUCUCAAAAGGUGGGCUGGAAAUCGUGGUCGAAAGCAUGAAGCGCUUUAGCUCGACGGCUCUAGUCCAAGCGGCUGGCUGUUGGUUCAUUGCCAUCAUCAGUGGAAAAAGUGGUGAGUAUCGAUGCUGCAAAAUUCCUUCCUUUUUGUUCCUAACGUGCAGCACUGUGCUUUUACUAUUAAAGAGGAGAUGAAGACCGCGUGUUUGGACACUGGCGCACUACCAGUGUGCGAGAAAGCGCGACUACGUUUUCCUGAUGACCCAAAGGUGCAGCAACACGCUAUACAAGCCAUUCAGACGAUGGAAGCGAUCGAGGGUGAAGAAUCAAUGACAACAGAGACUUGUUCACUGCAAUAAGACAAGCACGAAGGCGAAAGCUACACCUUUACGCCUGGAAGACUCCACGAGCGACACCCUUCUCCUCUUCUUGCUGACUGGCGAACGAGUUGAAGAUUUGCUCCAGUGUUGUCUGUGAGACGCUGUACUCGCGGAUGUGCAUGUCGCUCUUGACGUUCUCUACCAGCGCAAACAUCUUCGACAGCUUCACCCUGUUGUCCGAUCCGCGGACCUUGAAGCGGCAGAAAUCGUUCUGGCGCUCCAUCACCAGUACUCCAUCCGAGCCAAACGCGUUGACGAGGUAGUCGUUCAAAGUGUCGAAGCGGGUUUCUUCGACACACCACGAGCAGAAGGCCUCGGCGCGGAUGAAUCCAUCUCGCUCCAUCGCAGCAGCGAGGCUGUAACCCGUAGGGUGCGAAGGUGUGAUCCGUUCCUCAAGCUCGACGUUACCGAACGCCCGACACUUGCUUUCAAGCUCCAUCUGCAUCACGUACGUGCUGCCGUCACCGAAUACAUGCUGAAGCAGAUACUCGAGCUCCUCGGUCGUUGGGGUGUCAAGCUUCACAUCAAACAUCAGGCCGUCCCCGAAGCGAGACUUCAAGUGCUGGACACUUCCGUAGCAGCGAAGACGACCGCCAACCAUGAUACCAACACGCGAGCACAGAGCCUCGCACUCCUCCAUGCUGUGUGUCGUCAGAACGAUCGUUGACGCCUUGCCACGGGUAGAGAUAUCGGCGAUAACGUCCCACAUGAAUCGACGAGACACGGGGUCCAUGCCGGUGGACGGUUCGUCCAGGAAGAUGAUAGCUGGACUGCCAAUCAUCGCGAUAGCCACCGACAGUUUGCGCUUGUUGCCACCACUGAGACUUCCAGCCAACUUGUGCUCGAAGUCGCCAAGAUUCAACUGCUGAAUCUUCUCCAUGACGACACGAUCGAGUGAAGACUGAGGAACGCCCUUGAUGGCUCCGAAGAGCUCCAGAUGCUCGCGCACAGUAAGCAAGUCGAAUAAGGCGUCGAACUGCGGACAAUAACCGAUCUGUCGACGCACUUCGAUCUGUUCCGUGAGGAUAUUAAAGCCGCCAAGUGUGGCCGUACCGCAGCUCGGAGGGACAUCGCCUGUCAGCAUCUUCAUGGUCGUACUCUUACCGGCGCCGUUGAUACCCAAGAAGCCAAAGCAUUCGCCACGCUUCAAGCCGAACGAGAGAUCACGAACUGCCACUUUGCCGCCGGGGUACACUUUACGCAGCCCCGAAAGCUUCACGGCAUCUCCGUCGGCACCACCGCUAGCCACACGAUCAGCUUCCUUCUUGACGUCCUCAUCGAUAGCGACGUCGCGGUCACCAAUGUCGGUGUUAUCGCUCUUUACCUUGGGGAAAGUUUGCGAGUAGUCGAGAUACACCGCCAGGACCAUGUAAAUGAUCGCCGUCACCAACAAAUAGGCCAACUCGAAGCCCAUGAUGUCGCCACUGAAAGGACUGGUCUUCUCGUCCUUGGUGAAGCGAAUGUACGUGAUGUCGUUCAAAACCAGGUUCAGCAAACCCGUGCCCAGAUUGAAGAGUGGAGAGAGACGCCAGAUGAAGACAAGCACCGAAUCAGCGUCAGACGUCGAGCCGAUCACGCUCAUAAUGAACGACACGAUCAUCAGCACUACGCCGAUAGCGAAGUUGAUCAUGAUCGUGUACGUUUGGGCAGCCGCGUGCUCCUUGAACAGGAACGACAAGCAGUACGUGAACGGACAGAUGGCGAGCCCGAAGAGAAUGAACAGGAGAAUUACAGCCGGGAAUGUCGCGGAUGUGCAGCUAUUGCAGUCCUGGCCGGUCAUGGAAGACACGUUGAAGCCGUAGAUCAAGGCGAGCGCGCACACGCAAGGGACGACGUACAUGGCCAGAUCCCAGAUGUAGUUGGACACCCAGAAAGCAGGCAACGACACGCCCGAGACGAGCUGCUGGUGCUUGGAGUUGUGCUCCGUUUGCUUCUCCUUGACCAAGAACACCACGAUGGACGCUGGCAGGAACGUGAACGCGAUGCAGAUGAACAUACACGCCACAAACGCGAUUCCCGAUGCAGAGAACGCCUUCGUGGCGGCUGUAACCGGAAGAGGGUAGUUAUUCACCUUGAGAUUCACAGGUGAGGCCGAAUCACUCGAGCCGUUGGCUGCGAAGAAGCGAUACACUGCUUGGUCCAUCAACGCCUUGAAGACUGCGGACGAAUGAGGCGCGCUCGUGUUUGUGAAGACAUUGUAGCCGAGCAUGUUUUGGUCGCCGUCGCCGUAUACAAGGUAGGCACCAUAUUGCCCCUCGACAAGAUCAGCGCCGUGGCCAUACCCACGAUAGUACAGCUCCUGACCCAUCGCCACACUGUAUCCGGUGGCGCCGCUAGCAUUGAUCGUCGGGUUCGUGUAGGUCACGUCAAACACGGUGGGCGAGUCCGAGUCGAAUGCUGGUUGCGAGACAGAGAGAGUUUGUGCGUCAGCUCCCGAGAAGUAGGCCGAAGUCAUCAUCUCACUGCACCAAUCUCCUGUACCGGAACCGGCUUGGCAGAAAUACGGCGUUGGCGUCUCGUUCCCGGAGUAUGCGUCCGUCGACAAUGCCAUGGACGGAUUGUCCGAGGCAAGUGCGCUUCCUUUGAGAAUACCCAGACCAGCACCAAUCAACAAAACUGGCAGUAAAGCGCUGUAGAUGAUCGUCUUCUUGUCGCGCUUGGCGUACCGGAAGCGCUUGAGCAGCAGUGCGCGCAGGUGAGUGCUGAACAUCGGAGUGGACGUGAUGAUCUCAUCGCAUGGCUGGUAGUCGCUGGACUCGGAGUGGUUGGUCCGCGCAUGGUUGCCUAGCGUGUGCUGGUUGUUCUCAUCACCCAACUCGGCCACCUUGAUGAACACUUCUUCUAGCGUAGUCACCGAUACACCAUACGACAAUAGACCCAGUGUCUGCAACUGUCGAUCCAUCUCAGCAAACAUAGUGGCAAACUUUGACGAGCUGUGCAGAGGCAGCUGGAACGCGAUCUCGCUGCCGACGUUGCUGAGCAGUUGUGCGGACGGGACGAAUGAAGUGACAAACGCAGACACAGCCUUGUCAUCACACUUGGCGUCGUCUUUCACUAGCGUCAAGUUGUAACCCGCACCGAAGCGGUUCUUUAGGAACAACGAUGAACCGCAGCAACGUAGCUCACCUUCAGCCAUGAUAGCAAUCCGAUCACCCAAGAUGUCGGCUUCAUCCAUAAAGUGCGUCGUCAAUACCAUCACUCGGUUGUUGCGGUUGUUCAAUAGAAUCUCCCACGUGCUGCGACGACUGUAGGGGUCCAUACCGGAAGUUGGUUCAUCGAGGAACACCAGCGAGCUGUCACCCAGCAGUGAAACAGCCACCGACAGCUUACGCUUCAUACCACCCGACAGAUCGUUGGGUCUUGAGUUGCGCUUCUCGGUCAAGCCAACCUCACGGAUCUGCUUCUCGGCGACAGCGUGCAGCUCUUCGUUAGCAUAACCCUUGAUCUGUCCGAAGAAUAGUAGAUGCUCUUCGACAGACAGGUCGGGGAACAGGACAUCGUGUUGGAAACAGAUACCGAGUGACUGACGCAGUUCAUCCAUAUCCUCGGUGAUCGACAAGCCGCGGUAUGUGGCGUUACCACUGGACGGAGCAGCCAUACCCGUGAGCAUGGAAAUCAAAGUGGUCUUACCGGCACCGUUGUGGCCCAGCAGACAGGUGAUCUGGUCCUUGUACAUCGUCAAGUCCAGUCCCUUUACGGCCACCUUCUCACCACCCGGUACUUGGAAAACCUUCUUCAACCUCUGCACAGUCAGAGCCUCUCCAUUGUUCUCUUGCUCUCGAAGCUCAGCGUUCACCGGUUCGAUGUUUGGAUUCAUGUUCAACGAGACGUUCUCGAGCAGAGGUCCCUGUGUGGUGGUAGCAGUAGCGCGCUGGCGACGGCCUCUCCAGUACGACGGUGACACGGGGAAAUACCACUUGAGCGAUGUACCAUACUCCUUCGGCAUCACCUUGUCGAAGUACAGACCGAUGAGCGUGUAGAGGACCGUGUCGAAAGCAAACAUGUAGAGCGCCGUACUGAAGCGGAAGUUGUGGCUUAGUUCACUCACGUUCGAGAACGUGACGCCUGCACCGGUUGUUUCGGCAUCGGCGAGCACUGUAACACCUUGAGCAAGACCCACCGGCGAGAAGAUACAGCCGAUCAUCUUGGUCGAUUCAGACGUUCCGUCCGAAAAACCUUGAGAGAUUACAUGCAUGAAGAAGAAGACCAACAUACCGACGAAGGAUCCGAUGCGCGCCUUGUUGAAGAGCGUGCUAACGAGAUACGCAAGUGAUAGCACAGUCAUACCAAAGAGGAAGAAGAACAGGAAUGUCAGGAUCACGGAGCUGUUCGCGAACAGUCCAGCAAGACCGGCAAGGGCUUGGACGACGGCGCCGAUGAAGAGCACGAAGGUGUACGUAAUGUACCAGGUGAUAGUGAUCGUCUUCUCCGUCACUCCGAGAAUCUUCAUGAACUCACGCAGCCGAAGUUCCUUCUCCUGGAUAAACACGACUAGAAUUCGCGAGAUCGUGAACAGAUACGCCAGCACGAAGAUUACGGAGAACACAUUAGAGACGGUGUCGUAGAAUGACGAACUCGCGAAGCUGUCGACGGGGAACGGGGCCACCGUGGAGCCCAAGUACGACUGCGGGGCUUGACGUAGAGGCGUUAGAAGCUGCUCUCUUGUGGUGUCGGACAAGCUGAUCAAGAUGUUGGAGACGGAUGAUUCUCCAGCCACGAAGCCAGUGUUAAAGACUUCCUGGAUCAACGCGUCGUCGUUCAGUGUAUCUAGCAGAGUGUCGUCCAGACCGGUCGAAGCGAGUGCCGUCGUCUGGGAUCGCUGGCAUUCUCCAGUAGUCGAUUGAUUGGCUGAGUUCCACUCAGGCAUGCACGACACAAAGCGGGUGACAAGCGUCUGCAGUGUCAUAAAUCCUGUCACUGUGUAGCGCGAGUAGUAGUCGGUGUCGAUUUUCGUCUGGAACGGGUCCGUGUCUAAUACGGAACCACUCGUUCCCGGCACACGGCCGACAGAGUCACCAAGCGUUGAGUUUAACCGCAGCGAGUACUCGAUAGACGCGAACGAUCCAAUGUCGUCGCCAAGCGGAACCGAGUCGAACACAAUGCCGGCGUAGAUACGUGGAUUCUCGAUGCCUUUGCCGUAGUCGUCACUCUUAACGUAGUCCGUCAGUGCGUCGUUCGUGUCAAAAAACAUGACACUCUCGCUGAACGACGGAACGGUCAACGUUGAGUUUAUCAAGUCCAAGCGCGGAUACCAUAAGUCCAUGACUGCUGCGAAGUAGUUACGCGUGAACGCGUUGUCCGGUGCAAUGCCGAUCUUGUACGGCGACACCUUGUCGGCACACUCGGUCGGCACACGGUAGGGCGACGACAUGUUUGUCUCAACCAGGCCAUUGGCAAUGACACCACUUGAACACGUCGCUUGGUCUGCUGUCGAUAGCUCCUCGAGACGGAUUGCGUCGUCCACGGACUGCACGCCGAGCUUGAGGAUAAGUCCGGUCAUGGACGACUCGUGCAACGCGAACUUUGGCAGAUCGGCACUCACCCACUCGAUGGUCUGCCCGGUCGGUUGGAACAGGUUGUAACUGGUACCGAUGGCUGCAUCGCCCGUGGACGCGGUCGUGUCACUCCAUCCGGACGGCACAUCCACAGUCGUUGUCGUACUCUUGAGUACGCCCAGCAGGACGAUGAACAGCACGGGUACCAGGAUCUCGCACGCAGUGACCACGGGAUGACGUCGCUUGAUCAACCAGUUUUUCCACAGCAGCGCCCGGAUGAACGUCCAAGCCGUGCGUCGCUCUGCAAGUCUUGUCAUGUUGGUGUCGGGCUUGACCUUGUCCGGCACCAUGUCGCGGUGCGAUUUGAAAGCGCUAACGGUGGGAGACGUCGAAAUGGUUGACGCCUGGGUAUUUAAUAGAUAAUUGCUGUGCGGUGAACCAAGUGUGUUCGAGACGUUGGAUUGAGGAAUGACAAGUCGAAUUGGAGUCGGAGCAGUGGCAAUCAGUUAGCACGAAACGAUUAUCGACAGUGCUUUGUAUGGAGGAGUCAGAGCCAGGACAUUCUACAAUGCAUCAUCAAAAAUGACACAUGAAGUGGUAAUCGAGAAAAUCCACAUGGGCAAUCAUGGAGACACAGUUGUUUGGUACAGUAUUGCACAUGUGUUGGCGGUAUUACUGUACGCGGCAUGGUCACUGACUGUCGGUCUGGCACUGCAGUUUCGGAUCGAAGUAUCCGUCAAUGAAUAUCGAUGUUGCUGAUAGUUGUGUACAGGGGCAGUAGCCUAACGCAAUUACGUUAAGUUGGUGGUGCCCUCUUCAUGGGCAUCGUGGAACGCGAUCAUGAUUCAUGACUUGUCCUGGGCAAUCAACGAUGCAACAACGAUUAUGAGUCGACAUUUUACGGGACACUUGGCGUUGGUAAUAGCGUUUCGUGAAUCAGCAUUUUUUGGUACAUGCAUAAUGUAAGUGUAGCUUCCAUUCUUGGUUCAGCCUCACUAAUCGAACGAAACCGAAAGUGCAUGCAUCUGGCGGAUCAUCACUAUUUGUCAACCGCGAUGCGGUGACGCUUUCCAGAUCGAAACAUGGUUAGCUGUUUUCUCGAAAACAACAAGUAAGCAUGAAGUAACAUGCAUUUCAGAGCAUUAUUUUAGUGAACAGUCGAAAGUUACGACUGGUAGUCGCUAACAAUUACAAUUUCCAUUCCACGUA